AUGUACUUACCAUCGGGGAUACUAUCAGAGAAGAAGGCAGAGGCCCGGAAGGUACAACACAAAGCAUUACACUACCAGAUGUCCGACGGCAUCUUGUACAGGCGAUCUUACCCGGGACCCAUGAUACGAUGUGUCGACCCCGAAGAUGUAAACUAUCUUAUCAGAGAAGUACAUGAAGGAAUCUGUGAAAUCCACACAGGCCCAAGAAUGGUUGUGGAAAAAGUUAUGAAUGCCAGAUACUAUUGGCCAGGGAUGCAUUUAGACGCGGUGAAGGUUUUAAGGAAAUGUGACGCGUGCCAAUGGCAUGCACCCAAGACUUUGCGACCCAAAAAUGCCUUAUUCCCUGUCACAACAGCCUGGCUGUUCCAGCAGUGGGGGAUUUACAUGGUUGGCCCAUUCCUAGAUGCCCCGGGGCAGUGA
Messenger RNA from Helianthus annuus (common sunflower), 420 nucleotides. RefSeq lists its product as uncharacterized. The coding region runs from base 1 to 420 and encodes 139 amino acids. The transcript has a single exon. The record is from RefSeq and is a predicted model, not a curated record. NCBI's taxonomy places the organism in Eukaryota, Viridiplantae, Streptophyta, Magnoliopsida, Asterales, Asteraceae.